GAGAUGGAUCCCAAGCCGACGCCAAGCCUGCAACUCAUUGAUGACAGCCUGUUAACUCCCAUUUCGUCAGAAUAAUUAAUUGCUGAGAAUCCAACCUUGGAAUUUCAGGCGCAAGAUUCGCCCUGCCUUUUCCCACCUACCCACCAACGGUGCCCUCUUCUCAAUUUCCUUGUCAACUGCUAGCCCCUCGCAACACCUUCGACCUCACACCAAGGUCACCAUGCAAGCACCCAACCCUGGACAAGGGGCUCCCGGAGGCCCUGGUGGUCCCGGAGGCAUGCCCAUAGGUCCUAACGGGAUGCCGAUGCCCACGCCGCAGCAGAUUCAGGCCAUGCAAGCCCAGCUCGCUGCCGAAGCCCAGAAACACGGCAUGACCGUGCCCCAGUUCGUCGAACACAUCAAGGCCCAGCGGAUGGCCCAGAUGCAGCAGAUGCAACAGAGACAAGCCGCUCAAGGAGGAGCCCCAGGAGGUCCGCAGCCCGGACAGCAAGGAGGUCCUCAGGGCGGCCCUCAGGGAAGGCCAGGACCGCCACCGCAGGGAGCGCAACCUGGAAUGCCUCCUCCGGGACAGGCUCGCCCUAUCAGACCCGGGCCGCCAAACCCCGUUGCCAUCGCACUUGCCAACUUCCUACGCAGCCAACCCCUCAAGCCGAGGACAUGCAUUAUGAAUGGUGACCGCAAGGACAUGUUCAGAGUCAAGCGAGCUCUUCGCGCUCUUCAAUCCCCCGCUUACGCAAAGGCUCGGGCGAAGAACCCGGCACUACCCGAGAUCCAUGACCGCGCAUCUCUCGAGAAUACCUUCAAGCUUCUCCCCAUGUCUAUGCUGGCAUUGCGCGUCACCAAGGUCGACCCCCACGAGGGACAUAACCAUGCGCCGGCCAAGAAGGCGAAGCGCCAAAAGGGCCUAUGGACUGUUCGAGUAGAGCCCCAGCAGGAGGCUGGCGACGACAUGUACUACGUCUGGCUGUACGAAGGUAGCCAGAUUAUGCGCAAGGUCUACGCUGCGCUCGCCCUAGUUGUGAUUUUCACCUUGGUCCUAUACCCCCUGUGGCCGCUAGCACUACGACAGGGUGUCUACUAUCUCAGCUGGGGUUUCUUGGGCCUCCUUGGUCUCUUCUUCGCCAUGGCCAUUUUCCGCGUUAUCUUGUUCUGCGUCACCUACUUCGUUGUCCCACCUGGAUUAUGGCUAUAUCCCAACCUUUGGGAAGAUGUUUCCUUCAUGGACAGCUUCCGACCCGUUUGGGCCUGGCAUGAGACCGAGAAGAAAAAGAAAAAGAAGACUAAGAAGUCUGCGAUAAACGCCGAGUCGGCUGCUCAUUUCGCAGGCUCAAUAGGCGAAGCGGCUCCCGCUACUGCUUCGACGACAGCGACGGAAACUCAGAUACAGACCGCCCCUCAACAGAGAACUGGUUACGUCGCGCCGCAGGUGGAGGAGCUCGGUGAUGACGAGUAGGAUAGGAGGGGCUAAAUUCAUUGACUCGGCGUUGGGGAAUUUAUCUUCAGAGCAUCAGGAUGUAAAUUACGGGGAAAGUCGGACAGAGAUAUAUAUGUAAUAGCCCACAAGAAGCUGAAAAGAGAAGCGAGCGUUUCACAA
This is a messenger RNA of Xylaria bambusicola, 1594 nucleotides long. RefSeq names its product translocation protein. Gene Ontology annotation, biological process: post-translational protein targeting to membrane, translocation. Gene Ontology annotation, cellular component: endoplasmic reticulum; endoplasmic reticulum membrane. The coding region runs from base 221 to 1453 and encodes 410 amino acids. NCBI's taxonomy places the organism in Eukaryota, Fungi, Ascomycota, Sordariomycetes, Xylariales, Xylariaceae. The record is from RefSeq and is a predicted model, not a curated record. The transcript is spliced from 3 exons.